Molecule: messenger RNA, 6656 nt
Organism: Gorilla gorilla gorilla (western lowland gorilla)
Lineage: Eukaryota; Metazoa; Chordata; Mammalia; Primates; Hominidae
Product: KIAA0586 ortholog
Exons: 29
Coding region: 595-4869 (1424 amino acids)
Biological process (GO): smoothened signaling pathway
Cellular component (GO): centriole; ciliary basal body
Source: RefSeq, a predicted model, not a curated record
AGGGCGGGUUUGAAGGGAAGUGGGUGUUGACCUGCGGGCAACUGACGCUGUUUGUUGUCAGAUUACACCCGUGACGGUGCGGGUCUCGGGCGUUCUGGAGAUACGUAGGGGUGAAUUUAUGUUUCGGACGAUUGCAUCUGGAGGGGUGUGUAAGACUGUGGCUGAAGAAAGCUAUUACGCUUCUUAUGUGGGUCAUUAUUUUAAAAAUAGCAUUUCGGUUUUAUUUGCUUGACUGCCUCUUCUCAACAAAUUUUAAGCCCGCCUGUACAUGUGUUUGGUUUUGCCCUACCAGCUCUGGGGUUGGGGAGUGCACUGUUAUGGUUAUUGUUGCUCCUGUGGCCAUUCUCUUGUCAUCCCCACUUUCACAUUUUGGCGUGGUGUAUUAGUAGACUGAAUGGGAUUAAUGGGUAAAUAUGACUUUAUAGUCAGCUUUAAUCCUGGAUUCAAUAUCAGAAUUUAGAUUUUCAGCUUUGUGGAUGUUCGACAUUUUAAAAACAGUUAUUGCAAAGAGGUGAAAAUUUUGUUCUGAAGUCUUAAGGACACAGAGAAAGUUUUUCCGUCCUUAAGUGUGGGACUUGUUUUGUGACCAACAAUAUGAAAGGCUCUGAGGUCAGCUUGGAGAAGAAAAAAAGGAUUAAGAUGCCAGCGAAGAGACUUCGUGAGGUAGUUUCUCAAAAUCAUGGAGAUCAUUUGGUUUUGCUGAAAGAUGAGUUGCCGUGUGUUCCUCCGGCAUUGUCUGCAAAUAAACGUCUUCCUGUUGGAACGGGGACUAGUUUGAAUGGAACGUCACGUGGUUCAUCAGACUUAACUUCUGCUAGAAAUUGUUACCAGCCUCUAUUAGAAAAUCCCAUGGUGUCAGAAAGUGAUUUUUCUAAAGACGUUGCAGUGCAAGUGUUGCCUUUGGAUAAAAUAGAAGAGAACAACAAACAAAAAGCCCUGGGCAUCCUACUUUUUGUCUCUAUGAAUUUGACUACCCUAGCAAAUGACAUCUUCAUUUCUCAGUAUACAAUGGGACAGAAAGAUGCUCUAAGAACAGUUUUAAAGCAAAAAGCUCAAAGCAUGCCUGUUUUUAAGGAAGUAAAGGUACAUCUGUUAGAAGAUGCAGGCAUAGAGAAGGAAGCUGUUACUCAGGAGACUAGAAUUUCACCCAGUGGAAUUGAUUCAGCUACAACCGUGGCUGCAGCAACUGCUGCUGCCAUUGCAACCGCAGCUCCAUUGAUAAAGGUGCAGAGUGAUUUGGAAGCAAAAGUCAAUUCUGUUACAGAAUUACUUAGUAAAUUACAGGAGACUGAUAAACACCUACAACGCGUUACAGAGCAGCAAACAAGCAUUCAGAGGAAACAAGAGAAACUACAUUGUCAUGAUCACGAAAAGCAAAUGAAUGUGUUUAUGGAGCAGCACAUAAGGCAUCUUGAAAAGUUACAACAACAACAAAUAGAUAUUCAGACUCAUUUUAUUAGUGCUGCACUCAAGACUAGUAGUUUUCAGCCUGUUAGUAUGCCCUCCUCCAGAGCAGUGGAAAAGUAUUCCGUAAAACCAGAACACCCUAAUCUUGGUAGCUGUAAUCCAUCUUUAUAUAACACAUUUGCUUCCAAACAAGCACCUUUAAAAGAAGUUGAAGAUAUGAGUUUUGAUAAACAGAAAUCUCCUUUGGAGACACCAGCACCUCGCAGAUUUGCUCCUGUACCUGUUUCAAGGGAUGAUGAACUAUCAAAGAGGGAAAAUCUUUUGGAAGAAAAAGAAAAUGUGGAAGUGUCAUGUCACAGAGGAAAUGUAAGACUAUUGGAACAAAUUUUGAAUAAUAAUGAUUCUUUGACAAGAAAAAGUGAAUCAUCAAACACCACCUCACUAACUAGGUCAAAAAUAGGAUGGACUCCUGAGAAAACAAACAGCGUUGAAACUCUACCUUCUCAAAGAUUUCCUUCCUGUGAAGAGCUAGAAACAACUAAAGUGACUAUGCAAAAGUCUGAUGAUGUUCUUCAUGACCUUGGCCAAAAGGAGAAAGAAACAAAUAGCAUGGUCCAGCCAAAAGAAUCUCUGAGUAUGUUGAAGCUUCCAGAUCUUCCACAGAAUUCUGUUAAGCUUCAAACAAGCAAUACAACAAGAUCUGUAUUGAAAGAUGCUGAGAAGAUUUUGAGAGGAGUACAAAACAAUAAAAAAGUACUUGAAGAAAACCUGGAAGCUAUUAUUCGUGCAAAAGAUGGAGCUGCCAUGUAUUCACUUAUCAAUGCUUUAUCUACCAACAGAGAGAUGUCAGAGAAAAUUAGGAUCAGAAAGACAGUGGAUGAAUGGAUUAAAACUAUUUCUGCAGAAAUUCAGGAUGAACUGUCAAGAACAGAUUAUGAACAAAAAAGAUUUGAUCAGAAGAAUCAGAGAACCAAGAAAGGUCAGAAUAUGACUAAAGAUAUUAGAACCAACACACAAGAUAAAACUCUCAACAAAUCUGUAAUUCCAAGAAAACAUUCUCAAAAGCAAAUAGAAGAGCAUUUUAGAAAUCUACCUAUGAGGGGCUUGCCUGCUUCAAGUUUACAGAAAGAGAGAAAGGAAGGGCUUUUGAAAGCAACCACAGUAAUACAAGAUGAAGAUUAUAUGUUACAAGUCUAUGGAAAGCCAGUUUAUCAGGGCCAUCGAAGCACUCUUAAAAAAGGACCAUAUCUCAGAUUUAAUUCUCCAUCUCCUAAGUCCAGACCACAGAGACCAAAAGUAAUAGAACGAGUUAAAGGCACUAAGGUAAAGUCAAUAAGAACACAGACUGACUUCUAUGCAACAAAACCUAUGAAGAUGGAUUCUAAAAUGAAACAUUCUGUUCCUGUGUUACCUCAUGGCGAUCAGCAAUAUUUGUUCAGCCCAAGUAGAGAAAUGCCUACUUUUUCAGGUACAUUGGAAGGUCAUCUGAUUCCUAUGGCAAUUCUUUUAGGACAAACCCAAAGUAAUAGUGAUACCAUGCCACCUGCUGGAGUGAUUGUCAGCAAGCCACACCCUGUAACUGUGACUACUUCUAUUCCUCCAUCAUCUCGAAAAGUAGAAACUGGAGUAAAGAAACCUAACAUAGCCAUUGUAGAAAUGAAGUCAGAAAAAAAGGAUCCUCCUCAGCUUACUGUACAGGUAUUACCCAGUGUAGAUAUUGACAGCAUUUCAAAUAGUAGUGCUGAUGUCCGUUCACCUCUGUCUAGCCCCAAAGAAGCAUCUCUUCCUCCUGUGCAAACUUGGAUAAAGACUCCAGAAAUUAUGAAGGUAGAUGAAGAAGAGGUGAAGUUUCCAGGAACUAACUUUGAUGAAAUAAUCGAUGUCAUACAGGAAGAAGAAAAAUGUGAUGAAAUUCCAGACUCUGAACCAAUUCUGGAGUUUAACAGAAGUGUUAAAGCUGAUUCUACAAAAUAUAAUGGUCCUCCAUUUCCGCCAGUUGCUUCUACUUUUCAGCCCACUGCUGAUAUUCUGGAUAAAGUAAUUGAGAGAAAAGAAACACUGGAAAAUAGCUUAAUUCAAUGGGUAGAGCAAGAAAUAAUGUCAAGAAUUAUCUCUGGGCUCUUUCCAGUCCAGCAACAGAUUGCACCUAAUAUCAGUGUUUCAGUCAGUGAGACAAGUGAACCACUGACUUCUGACAUUGUGGAAGGAACAAGCAGUGGCGCCCUCCAGCUUUUUGUUGAUGCUGGUGUUCCUGUGAACUCAAAUGUGAUUAAACAUUUUGUUAACGAAGCUCUUGCUGAGACCAUUGCUGUCAUGCUGGGUGACAGAGAAGCAAAGAAGCAAGGUCCUGUUGCUACAGGUGUUUCUGGGGAUGCUUCAACAAAUGAAACAUAUUUGCCGGCAAGAGUGUGCACCCCACUGGCUACCCCACAGCCUACGCCUCCUCGCUCACCUUCAUCACCUACUAAGGAGUGUGUUUUGGUAAAGACUCCAGAUUCUUCUCCCAGUGAUUCGGAUCAUGAUAUGGCUUUUCCUGUGAAAGAAAUAUGUGCUGAAAAAGGAGAUGAUAUGCCUGCCAUCAUGCUUGUUAAUACUCCGACAGUUACCCCUACUACUACACCUCCUCCAGCGGUGGCAGUUUUUACCCCAACUUUGUCAGAUAUUUCCACUGAUAAAUUGAAGGUAUCAAGCCCAGAGCUUCCCAAGCCAUGGGGUGAUGGAGACCUGCCACUGGAAGAAGAGAACCCUAACUCACCUCAAGAAGAACUUCAUCCAAGAGCUAUUGUAAUGUCUGUGGCUAAGGAUGAAGAACCAGAGAGUAUGGAUUUCCCUGCUCAGCCUCCACCUCCAGAGCCAGUUCCCUUUAUGCCAUUUCCUGCCGGCACCAAGGCCCCUUCCCCCUCACAGAUGCCAGGUUCUGAUUCAUCAACACUGGAGAGCACAUUGAGUGUUACUGUCACUGAAACUGAAACUUUAGAUAAACCCAUCUCUGAAGGAGAGAUUUUAUUUAGCUGUGGUCAAAAAUUGGCCCCCAAGAUUUUAGAAGAUAUAGGACUGUACCUGACAAACCUUAAUGAUAGCUUAUCCAGCACUCUGCAUGAUGCCAUUGAAAUGGAGGAUGAUCCUCCUAGUGAAGGGCAAGUGAUUAGGAUGUCCCAUAAAAAAUUUCAUGCAGAUGCAAUUCUUUCUUUUGCUAAACAAAACCAGGAGUCAGCAGUUUCCCAGCAAGCAGUCUAUCAUUCAGAGGACUUGGAAAACAGUGUGGGUGAACUUAGUGAAGGACAAAGAACCCAGCUAACAGCGGCAGCAGAGAACAUCUUAAUGGGACAUUCUCUCUAUAUGCAGCCACCUGUCACUAAUGCACAGUCUUUGGAUCAACAGUGUGAUCCUAAACCAUUAUCUCGGCAAUUUGACACAGUUUCAGAGACGGAGUCUUGCUGUGUCACCCAGGCUGGAGUGUAGUGGCACAAUCUCGGCCCACUGCAAGCUCUGCCUCCCGAGUUCACGCCAUUCUCCUGCCUCAGCCUCCCGAGCAGCUGGGACUACAGGAGCCCACCACCACGCCUGGCUAAUUUUUUGUAUUUUUAGUAGAGAUGGGGUUUCACCAUGUUAGCCAGGAUGGUCUCGAUCUCCUGACCUCAUGAUCCUCCCUCCGUGGCCUCCCAAAGUGCUGGAAUUACAGGUGUAAGCCACUGCGCCUAGCCUGUUUUAUUUUAUUUUAUUUUUUUGGAGACGGAGUCUUGCUUUGUCGCCCAGGGUGGAAUGCAAUGGCACGAUCUCGGCUCACUGCAACCCCUGCCUCCCGGGUUCAAGCUAUUCUCCUGCCUCAGCCUCCCAAGUAGCUGGGAUUACAGGCGCCUGCCACCACGCCCAGCUAAUUUUUGUAUUUUUAUUAGAGACAGGGUUUCACUAUGUUGGCCAGGCUGGUCUUGAACUCCUGACCUCAGGUGAUCUGCCCACCUUGGCCUCCCAAAGUGCUGGGAUUACAGGCAUGAGCCACCAUGCCCAGCUGAUGCAUUUAUUGUAAUAUGUACUAGAAAAAUAUAACGAAUCCAUGAAAAUUGACAUAACAGAUCUUUAGGACAAGGUUAAAUUAGAUAAUACUGUAGACAUUUAUUCUUUAUGCUAUAUGAAUUUCAGUAGCACUCAGUGCAUUCAGGACUAUUUUAGAAUUUCAAUAAACUUUCUGUUGUGACACACUGGAAAUAAGGAUAGAAUAGAGAAUACCAAUCACUAGCAUAUAUAGUUGACUCUCAUCUAUGGACCAUUGUUAUAUUCUGUGGUCACCACAAACAUAUUAACAAGUAUUGAACCAUUACUCCUAGGGGAAAUACAGGAUUAGGUUUCUGUGAGCCUCUGGUCAUAACAUUUUUAUCAACUGAUCAAUACAUAAUCUGGUUUUAUUUAUGUUUCUGUUUAAAGAAAUCUUAUUUAAUAUAUAUUUUGGCUUCAUUAAUAUUGAACUCACAGCCAUUGAACUAUCCAGCAGUAUAACUUGUGCCUGAAGGAAGCCUAUCUAACACGUAUAUUUUCUCCAUAAGACACAGCGGAGCCUUUUUGUGCUUAGAAACACUAGACACGCCAGAUGCGGUGGCUCACGCCUGUAAUCCAGCACUUUGGGAGGCCAAGGUGGGCAGAUCACCUGAGGUCAGGAGUUUAAGACCAGCCUGGCCAACAUGGUGAAACCUCAUCUCUACUAAAAAUGCAAAAAUUAGCCGGGCAUAGUGGCAGAUGCCUGUAAUCUCAGCUACUUGGGAAGCUGAGGCAGAAGAAUUGCUUGAACCCGGGAGGCUCAUAGGGCAGAGGGCAGAGGUUGCAGUGAGCCGAAAUCGCGCCACUGCACUCCAGCCUGGGCAGCAAGAGCGAGUCUCUGCCUCAAAAAAAAAAAAAAGAAAAGAAACACUAGACAGUACUUCAGCACUAAGGGGCCAUUUUAAACAGUGAAAUCACCAAAAAAAGAGGAUGAAAUGUGAAAAACACAGCUUUACGUAUACUGUGAAAAGGUUACUUGUUUACAGUAUGAGAGCUGGAAUAAGGUGGAAUGUAUCGUUGUUCAGCAUCAACUGGAAAAAUGCAUGUUAGGUAAUUUAAGUUUUUCACCACUCUGUACAUGUCCACAAAUGACCACAAAGGUGCUGCAAGUAUUGAUUUGGGGGGUUAUAAAUACGUUUUAGCGAGUAGAUAAAUUUGCAAAUAUGUAAUUUACAAAUAAAUGAGGAUCUGCUAUAUUCUUAUUAUUGAUUUUUAAA